This is a messenger RNA of Misgurnus anguillicaudatus (oriental weatherfish), 1997 nucleotides long. RefSeq lists its product as uncharacterized. Lineage: Eukaryota; Metazoa; Chordata; Actinopteri; Cypriniformes; Cobitidae. The record is from RefSeq and is a predicted model, not a curated record.
GUUACAAAUAGGUACGCGGUCCGUGUACUUUUGCGUCCAUUCGUUUUUCUUUUUUAAACAACUAUAUAAAAAACAAAAAUUGUGCUUUUCUUUAUAUUUGUUUUCAAGGUAGUGGAUAGAUUAACCAAAAACAAAGUCAAUUUUCUUAUUUAAAAUUAUUUUAGAAAUGAAAAUCAAAUUAUUGGUAUACAACUAUUUUUUCAGUUUUUCAAAAAUGCUAUUUUUGAUUCUUGCAUUUUAUUUGCGUUGACCCGGAACAUUUAUUUGAUGACCUUUUCGUCGCCACGUUGAUUACGUUAAAGGUGAACCGCUUACACGUGCAGGAUUAGUUCAGCAGAAGAUGCUUGAGAUGGAGCAGUACGUUCUUUUUAAAGGAAGCAAAAGGGUUACGUUGAAGGACGAUGACAUGAGCGCGGAGAAGAUAGGUCGAAUUUUUCAGGUUUCAUCGCAGACUCUGUAUUUGACAAAUGAUUCGAAUGUAGCAAUUUUCCCGGCACAGUCGGGUUACUUCAGUGCCCUAGACCUCACUGCACGUGGGCAUUAUGAGGUCCAUGGGGAUGAAGUGGAGAAAGGGAUUCUCACCCCAGGAACACUACUCUCAACCCCAUCAGUCUCCCAGCGUUUCUCCUUUACACGCAAUACUCCACCCUCUGCAGCUGCUGGCUCACCUGCAACGGCUGUUGCAGGACCUCCGAAAGCCGCCAUGACUCGAUCAUUUCAGAGAUCCAUUUACAUAGCUGAGUUGGUAAACGGCAAACUGAGGCCAAGCAGGAUGGUGGUAGUUCGUUUCAUGGAAUAUGAGGCUACAGUACAUGGCAUUAUUGGGAAAGUUCAAGAUGCUCUUGGCAGUUAUGAUCCUGUAAUUCUCACCGAUGCCCAGGGCAAUGAGAUACUUGACUCUGAAGGGACUAAAGGAUCCAUCUACUGGAAGCAAAAUGCCCGCAAGGUAUUUGCCAUUGCAGAGCACGACUUCACAGAAUUUCAAGGCAGCAAGAGGAAAAGAAGCUCAAGUCGGAAAGAUGAUGAAACAUCAAGUCUACAAGAUGUCUUUGAUAAGAUAGAAGAAGUGGUGCUGGCGUCACAGGGCCUUCAGCAAGUUAUUUCAACUAUCAAAGAGCUUUCUGAGCUGUCCAGUCAAACACCUGCCAAAACCUUGACUGAAGUCCAAACGGAGAAAAUAAAAGCAGCUUUCACUUGCAUAGUCUGCAAAGGACCCAUUGAUCAACCAGUAUUUGCCACCUGCUGUAGAAGCCUGAUCGGAUGCAAACCUUGUGUUGAUCAGUGGAUGGCUACUUCAUCACAGUGCUUAAAAUGCAGAGAGGAAGCUCUUAGCAACCACAUCUUUCUUGCAGCAGGUCUUUCUGAAGCUUUGUUAGCUCUAGGUGACAUCAUUAGGGUAGAGUAGGCCUACAUUACCCAGGAAAAAAUUUUAGCGAUUCAAGUUUAGUUCAGAAGUUUAUUUCACAGUUGAUAUGUAAAGUUUUGCUGCACAACUACUUAAAACAAGAACUAAAAAGAAAUACUUUAAUUUUAUUUAUUAGCAUCAUGUUGAUGCUUACAUUCUUGUGUAAUAUAUAUAUAUAUAUAUUUUUUAGAAAAAACACUUGAUGGAAAGCAGCAUUGAACAAUUAGAAGGCAUGCUCUUUAAGAGUAUCUUUGAGUUAAAUUUACUAAACACAUCAAAGCCUCUUUAAAAGGCAAAAAGUUUUUGUUGACCGUAUUAUUGAGCAAGUAAGUGAUGUCUGGGCACUUUUCUGAAAACAGUUGUUCUACUGUAGCCUUCUCAUGUUCACUUGUAAAAGGGUCUGUUCCAAAGGCUGAAACCCUUGUCAAAGAUGUUCCCAGUGUGUUCAUGUACAGAUCAGCUGCUUCAGUUCCAUGAGGCAGUAGUGCUGCUGAGAUUUUUUUUGCACAACCACCCUGUGCAAUCUGGUUUGGGAUUCCUUUUCCUGUAGUAAAUGGGACAUGUUAACUUGUAAUAAAUGAUUGAAUGUCAA